Molecule: messenger RNA, 1971 nt
Organism: Orycteropus afer afer
Lineage: Eukaryota; Metazoa; Chordata; Mammalia; Tubulidentata; Orycteropodidae
Gene: MAP9
Product: microtubule associated protein 9
Exons: 13
Coding region: 1-1971 (656 amino acids)
Biological process (GO): mitotic cytokinesis; mitotic spindle assembly; regulation of mitotic cytokinesis
Cellular component (GO): astral microtubule
Molecular function (GO): microtubule binding
Source: RefSeq, a predicted model, not a curated record
AUGUCUGAUGAAGUUUUUAGCACAACUUUGGCAUAUAUAAAAAGUCCAAAAGCCACCAAAAGAACUACUUUCCAGGAUGAACUAAUAAAAGCAAUUACAGCUCGCUCAGCCAGACAAAGGAGCUCUGAAUACUCAGAUGACUUUGACAGUGAUGAGAUUGUUUCCUUGGGUGAUUUCUCUGAUACUUCAGUAGAUGAGAAUUCAGUUAAGAAAAAAAUGAAUGAUUUUCAUAUAUCAGAUGAUGAAGAAAAUAAUUCUCCAAAACUAUCUUUUUUGAAAACCAAGAAAUCAAACAGUGACAUAAUCAAAGGUGAGCCAGUAUCUUCCAUCAAAAACAAUGAAGAAGUAGCACCAGGUGGUGGUGGAGACACUGUUGUAAAUUCCUUAGCUGAGCCACAAAAUAAAGAUCAGGAAAUUGAAAAGAAGAUGAAAGUGAAACCGAAACCCAGAAGUCUUCCAGUCAAAAGCAUAUCUGCAGAAGAUAACAGCUGUGAUACAGAUGCCCACUUUAAACCUUCACCUCGACCAAGGAGCAUGUUAAAAAAGAAUAGUCUCAGGGAAGAGAAAGAAAUGCUAGAAGAAGAUAAGGAAAUUAUCCUUGGUGAAGAGUUAGACUUGCGUUCUGUACCUUGUUCUCCACCAAGGCUGAAUGGCAGACUAUUAGAAGCUGAGAAAAGAUCAUUCUCUGAAGACCUUGAUCCUGAGUGUCCAUCGGUAACAAGUCUAGUGUCAUCAUCACUUAAAGAAAGUCUUGGAGAUUCUUUCUCACCAGCAUCUGGGGAAAAAACAUCCAUUGCAGAUCAGAAUGAAGAAUUCACUGAAAACUAUAGUUCCUUGAAGUCAAAAGAAAAUGAAGAGCACUUAUUUUUGAAAGACUUUGCUCCUACUGCACCUGAGAAACCCAAGCAAAGUCAACUGACUGCUGAUAUCCUUAAGGGAGAAAAGGAGAAAACAGAACUGAUUACGGAUGAUGAAUUAACAGUUGAUACAGUUGACGCACUACUGUUUAAAUCUCAGAGUGUCUUGAUAUCCACCAAUGCAACUGAAUCUGCAAAGAAAGUAAUUGAAGAUAGAAAUAUGAAGAAUAAAAAGUCAACAAAUAAUAGAGCAUCGAGUGCAUCUGGCAGACUAAUGACCUCCGCAUUUUUAAAGAAAUCCAGUUCUGUAAGGAGAACUAAGUCAGCAACUACCUCUUCUCAUUAUUUGGGGACUUUGAAAAUUUUGGACCAAAAGCCCUCACAGAAACAGGGUGUUGAGCUUGACAAAGCAGAUGACAUAAGGGCAGCUAUUUAUCAGGACUGGUUAGAAAAAAAAAAUAUUUAUUUACAUGAAAUGCACAGAAUUAAAAGGAUUGAAAGUGAAAACUUAAGGAUUCAAAAUGAACAGAAAAAAGCUGCUAAGAGAGAAGAAGCAGUAGCAUCAUUUGAGGCAUGGAAAGCUAUGAAAGAAAAGGAAGCAAAGAAAAUGGCUGCAAAGAAGAGGCUUGAGGAGAAAAGCAAGAAGAAAACUGAAGAGGAAAAUGCUGUGAGAAAAGCAGAAGCACUACAAGCUUUUGAGAAGUGGAAAGAGAAAAAGAUGGAGUAUCUUAAAGAGAAAACUAAAAAGGAGAAAGAAUAUGAAAGAGCAAAGAAGCAGAAAGAGGAGGAAGCUGUUGCUGAGAAAAAGAAAUAUAACUUGACUGCAGUUGAAAAGUGGAAUGAGAAAAAGGAAGCAUUUUUCAAACAAAAGGAAAAAGAGAAAAUAAAUGAGAAAAAAAAGGAAGAACUGAAAAGAGUUGAAAAAAAAGAUAAAGAUAAACAGGCUCUUGAUGAAUAUGAAAGAUGGCUGGAAAGCAAAGAAAGACAGGAGAGAAUUGAACGAAAACAGAAGAAAUGUCAUUCUUUUCUUGAAAAUGAGGCACUUCCUCCAUGGAGGUCUUCAAGUAGAACUGUAUUCUCAAAAGUGUUUUAUUCUAAUUCUUAUCAUAUUUAG